CAUACGCAUCAUGGAUUUGUUACUAUUUAUAACAGCGGCAGCCCACAUUGUAUAUACCCCCUUUACCAAAGUGGAGGAGAGUUUCAAUCUACAGGCCAUACAUGACAUUUUGUAUUUGCGUCAUAAUUUCACUGAGUAUGAUCACCAUGAAUUCCCUGGAGUUGUGCCGCGUACAUUUUUGGGUCCCUUAUUCAUAUCAAUACUCUCAUCACCAUUCAUUUUACUUUUCGAAACGUUGCAUAUCAGCAAAUAUUGGUCUCUGUAUAUAGUUCGUCUUGUUUUGGCAGCUGUUGUGACAUGUGCAUGGACCAAAUUAAAACGUGUCAUUACCAAAAUCUAUGGUUCCGAUGUUAGUCUUUGGUUUAGUCUUAUCACACUAACGCAAUUUCAUUUCAUCUUUUAUAUGUCUCGGACAUUGCCCAAUAUUAUGGCACUACCAUUGGUACUCUAUGCAUUGGCCUAUUGGUUCAAUGAUCAGAUGAAACCAUUCAUUAUAUGUUCCGGCAUUGCCAUAUUAAUAUUCCGUUCGGAAUUACUUAUAUUUUUGGGCCUGUUGCUUUUAAUUAAGGUCUUAUUUAAGAAGGUGACAAUACCCAGGAUUUUAAAAAUUGCCAUACCAACUGCCAUUGUAAUACUUGCCAUUUCGAUUGUUGUGGACUCGUUCUUUUGGCAACGUUUAGUUUGGCCGGAGGGUGAAGUGUUAUGGUAUAACACCAUAUUAAAUAAAAGCUCCAAUUGGGGUACUUCACCAUUUUUAUGGUAUUUUUAUUCAGCUUUGCCAAGAGCUAUGGCUACAUCAUUAUUAUUUGUACCAAUUGGCUUCGUUUUGGAGAGAAGAGUCCGACCGAUUGUUUUGGCUACUAUUGGCUUUGUUGUAAUUUACUCCAUACUACCUCAUAAGGAGCUGCGUUUUAUAAUUUAUGUAUUUCCUGUAUUGAAUUUAGCAGCCGCCACAGCUUGCCAUCGUAUUUGGUCGAAUAGUGGCAAAUCAUUGUGGCAUGGAUUCUUGUCCCUAUGUGCUGGAGGACAUUUACUAUUGAAUGUUUGUGUGACAUUAUUCCUACUAAUUGUAUCCGGUACUAAUUAUCCUGGUGGAGUGGCUAUAACACGCCUACAUACACUUGAGGCUGGAUCCUCAAAUGUUUCGGUGCACAUCUCUAAUUUGGCCGCACAAAGUGGAGUAUCGAGAUUUUUACAAUUACACGAUAAUUGGAAUUACUGCAAAAAGGAGCAAAUGAAUUAUACCAAAGAAGAGUCCUUGGAGUACACCCACUUAAUUGUGGAAGCUAAAAAUAAAUUCAACAAUCAAUUAUGGUCAUCGCUUCAGGAAGAUUUUGAUACUGUGGAAUUUGUGGAUUGUUUCAAUAAUAUUGGUAUACAAUAUAAUUCGAUUAUGCCAAUUAAAAUAAAAACCAAGGCAUGUUUGGCUAUAUUGAAGAAGAAACCAGGCAAGGAGCCAAGUGUAAGCAAGAAAGAAAGUAAAAAGAGGAAAAAGAAGUCUGUAAAUGAGGAGAUUGUUGAGGAGAGCUUAGAAACGCCCACAAAGAAAACUAAAAAGGCCAAAGAAAAACCGAAGAAAAAGACAAUAGUUAGCUUAGAAGAUGAUAAUGAUGCAAUCGUAUCAACCGUUGAGUCCUAUGAAGAACAAGAUCUCUACAAUUCCAAAGAAACCGCUGAAACACCACAAAAAGAAAUUAAUUUCGAUGAAUUACGGAAUUUAGCUAUGGGCCAAGUAAAUCGUAAAACGAAAGCUACGAAAUUAAAAAUACGACGUCUCAUUGAACAACAUUUCCGUUCGAAGGGUAAACACAUUGAAAAUGAUUCUCAAGAAAAACCAACCAUCAAAACCGAAAAAGUCAUCUCUACCAAACAAUCGGUAAAGGCGAUCAUUAAACAGGAACGUAUCAAAGAAAUGAUUGAACAAAUUUCCACUAUGGAUUUAACGAAAAUGUGCAAUUUAGAGAAGGUAUCCACUAAGGAUUGCCUAAAGAGUGUUAUCGACAAAAUUGAUGGACAAACGCAAAGCUAG
Molecule: messenger RNA, 2029 nt
Organism: Musca vetustissima
Lineage: Eukaryota; Metazoa; Arthropoda; Insecta; Diptera; Muscidae
Gene: Alg12
Product: probable Dol-P-Man:Man(7)GlcNAc(2)-PP-Dol alpha-1,6-mannosyltransferase
Exons: 10
Coding region: 11-2029 (672 amino acids)
Biological process (GO): protein N-linked glycosylation
Cellular component (GO): endoplasmic reticulum membrane
Molecular function (GO): alpha-1,6-mannosyltransferase activity
Source: RefSeq, a predicted model, not a curated record